GAGUGACAUGUUCCCUCCUAUCCCUUACUGAUUAUCUUCUCAUUUUUGGAUGCUCCUUGUUUGAUUUCUACUGCCAAUGGUGACUUGGGGUCUCUCCUCUGUCAAUCUUCAACGUUCUCCUCGCUCGCAUUUGUGUAUGGCUGGUGACAUACACUAGAUGUCGACUCAGCCGCAGAUCCCAUUACCCCAGGUCGGGAAGCUUGUCAGCGUGGUUCCGGUUGGCUUAAAGGAGGCUGCACUCGAUUCCCCCACGUUCCGUGCCACCGCCCUUCACUUCUCCGACCAGAUCGAAUUCCUCGAGAGAUGGCUCGACGGGUAUGCCAAGGCCGCGUCGAAGCUCUCCGCAGAGCUUGCGACGAUAGAAGGCGCUGUUAGCGUCUUUCUUUCCUACUCUACAAAUCCUCUACUGGUCUCAGAAGCAGUCUUGGACCAUGAUUACACUCUACAGUCGAUGCGGAGGUGUGGUGACAGUUCGAAGGACAUGUGGAAUGGACUAGUGGCAACUGUCAAGAAGAUGGAAUCAUUCGUGUCCGAACCCAUAAGGGGCUUCAUUCAGGAGGACCUCCGAAACUUCAAGGAGAUUCGGCGCACGCUUGGCGAGACACAAAAACAGUACGACUACUUGCUGGCCCGGUAUUCGUCGCAGUCCAAAUCGAAAGAACCCUCGUCCCUCCGAGAGGAUGCAUUCCAGCUCCAUGAAGCCCGCAAAGCCUACCUCAAGGCCUCUAUGGAUUUCUCGGUCCAAGGUCCUCAGUUGCGGAAUGCGCUUGACAGGCUAUUGGUCCGCGUAUCCUUCGAUCAGUGGCGGGAGUUGAAGACGUUUCAUACCAACAACGGUACCUCAUUCGCAAAGUGGGGCCAGGAAAUGGAGCGCAUCAAGGGCUGGGUGCACGAGAUGGAUGGAAACGAGAAAUCUGCCAAGCGGGAGCUCCUGGCUUCUAGGAAGCAGAUUGAGGAAGCUGCGGAGAUCGCAGCCAGGCCGUCGCGUGAGUUGGAUGACUACUCCGUGUCUACUGUUCCCUACCUCGGCUCGCGUCCUCUCUCGACAGAUAGCAUGUCCAAAGAGGCAAAACCCGAGAAGCAAGGAUGGGUGUAUCUUCGAACUCUCUCCGGCAAACCUACUCGGACUGUUUGGGUCAGGCGCUGGGCUUUUUUGAAACAUGGUAUCUUUGGAUGUCUCGUUCAGGGCUCUCGCACCGGUGGUGUUGAAGAGAGUGAACGGAUUGGUGUUUUGCUUUGCAGCAUCCGGCCGGCUUUUCAAGAAGAGCGAAGGUUUUGUUUUGAGGUCAAGACGAAGAGUAAUACCAUUCUGCUCCAGGCCGAGACACAAAAAGACCUAAUGGACUGGAUCGCCGCUUUCGAGGCCGCGAAGCGCAAGGCUCUCGAAAACCCUUCGAGCACCGACCUCUCGGUGUCCGGAAAAGUCACUGUCCAGGAUCCCGCCUUUGCGAUCUCUCAACCCCCAGCACCGGAAUUCGCUGCUGAUCCAGGUGAUUCUCUCACGCCUCAUACAAGCGAUGAGCAGGGCUCGUCCGAUCGCAGUGGGAUGCUGUCGCUGCCAGAGAAGGACCCGUCUGCUCUUCGCAACAGUAGCGACUUUAGCAACCACCGGCGGUUGACCACGUUGGACUCAGACAGCCCUGCCCGUGAACACGCAUCCCGUCUCAUGCAGAAGCUGGACCUUCACCGCAAAUCCAAUAACGCAGUGCAACCUUCAACCUCGAUCCCUGGGGCCGCAGGCGGGAUUGCUAGCCUCAUCACCGCAAGUCAUAGUGCUAUUGCUUCUGGAAGCACUUUGCCAGUUGACCCGGAUGGGACACGAUCUCGUAGCUCGACCCUUGGGAACGAUUCUCCCACGACCCUUGCCCCGAUGACAUUGGCCAACCCACCUGCUCCGACUAGUAUGAGCAAGGCUGCCGUGUUCGUCAGUAACGAACGGGGCAUCGGGCUCGGCCAAAUCGACAAAACGGGAGGAAUGCCCAGCGGCAUGAUGGCGAAUCUGUGGGGUAGCUCCAAUUGGGGCUUCAUGAACAGGUUUGAACCUGAGCGACUGGGGAUCUCGGCGGAUCAGGAUCGCGAUAAACCAUCUUCGCAGGCGAAAGACCCCUGCAAACAAUUCUUGAUAGCAGAAGCCGACACGUCUAGUGGAUCUACCGCGGUCAAACCGCCGAAGACUGGGUCACGCCAUAGACCGACGGUGAGCCUAGAUGGCGACUCGUCCAAGAUACAGCAAGCGCUCAUGGGUGAUACGCACGACUACCCUUCUUACUAUCCUCCCCAACUCAAGAUCCAUGAUGCCCAGUUCCGACUGCUUUUCCCUGACAUCAAAAAAGAGGAGCCUCUGGUGAUGGUGUUCCGAGCCACGUGGAGCCCGAAUGACCAGCAAGACUUUCCUGGAAGGGCUUAUGUCACCACUCAGAACAUCUACUUCUACAGUCACCAUUUCGGCUUGGUGCUGACGACGAGCGUAUCUCUUGAAAGUAUCAAAGAGGUCACCGCUGCUACUGGUAGAGACUGUGACUUCUUGUUUCUCCAUCUGAUACCUCCUCCUGGUGACGAUACACCAAGCCGGGGGACGAUAAAGACAUUCCUUGAGCCACUAAGACUCCUGCAGAGGCGAUUGAACUUCUUGAUCCACAACAUGGCGGCUGCUGAACCUCUAGGGCUGGAAGCAGUCUUCAAGACCUUAACCAGAAUGGAGACAGAGGCGAUGACACGAACCCCCAGCUUGGAUAGCUGGGAGGACGUGGACGCUGGAGAUGACAAGACUGAUCUCAGCGACGUCCCGACCGGAGGUUCCAAGAAAGAUUCUCGCUUGCCCAUCUACAUCGACAAUGACCUUAACAUGCAUAAAAAACACGGCAAUGGCAAGGACGUUCCGAAGUUCAGACUUCCAACACAACCUGUUCAGUAUGUUCCCCAAGGCAGUUUGCACUUGGCUGCAGAGAAAGUGUUCGAUAUCAGUCCCAAAGCAGUCUUUCACAUACUGUUUGGCGACAAGAGUGCUGUAUGGCAGCUCCUUCUUCAUCAACGCAAUGCUCAAGGCAUCAAACAGGGGCCCUGGACCAGACAUGAGUCCAACCACCUGAGAAGGGACUUCAACUAUUCGACCGAGACCACCGAUAUCUUUGGAGGCAAGCAUAGCAAAACGAUCUCAGAUUAUCAAAUGAUUGAUGUUCUUAAUGACCACCUCUGUUAUGUCAUUACGGACAAACGCACCCCUUGGCAUCUACCAUUCAAGCGGUCCUUUAGGCUGGUCAGUAAGGUUGUCAUCACCUUUGUCGCAAAGGGGAAGAGCAAACUAUCUAUCUAUACGAAAGUUGAAUGGCUAUGGUCACCGUAUGGCCUGCAGAGUAUUGUGGAUAAGAGCGCGGGCAGCGACCUGGAACAGGACGCGUUAGACCUCCUCGACCUCGUCGGAGACCAAGUUCGCAGACUCGGCGCACACAGUCGAACGAAGAAGGCCAUCACGAUUUUCGGCCAUGUCGGACGUCAGAAUUUUGCAUCUCAAUUCACGCCUUCAGGAGACUUGAAGCUGGAGUUCCGGAAGCCCCGCACCCAGAGAAGCAUGGCCUAUCUCUUAUUCGAAACGCUUCUGUCUUUCCUUGAAAGUGCGGUGUCAUCCUUGCUGAUGUGGGCGGGCGCUUUCCUACGCUGGGUUUGGAAGACCACGAAUGCAAACACGGUCAUCCUGUUCCUACUGCUGGCGAGCGUUUUGGUAAAUGGAAUAUAUUCGUCGCGGGCUUUGCACGAAUGGUGGGAUGACAGAAGUGUUGGAAACUUCAUGGCCCGCAUCGGAGUAGGUCCCGACAAUGUUAUGAGCAAAGCUAUCUAUAUGAGGGAUAUUGACGAGGCCAUCGCGAACACGACCUUCGGGCGCGGAAGAGAAAACGUCACUGACUGCUUCGCGACAUUCCACCAGCAGACCUUGCGCGAGCCGGGGACAGCUUUGUCCCUGGGGUCGGCUGGAUUCCGAGACUCUAUGACCAAGAGCGCAGCGCGCAGGAUUCAACAGACCCGUGAACGGCUGGCAACCUACCGACACAACCUUCUGGUGGCUCUCCGAGUGGUGAACAGCAUCGAACGCGAAGUCAUCCAGAACGAAUGGGAACGCUGGCUCCGACAGGAACUGCGCCGCUGUCGCCAGGUUGGGAUCCUCCUCGGCCAGAAUGAUGAGCUCGAUGACGCCGACAUGGAGGUUGAGCGGACCGGCUCGAACGCGUUCACAAACCUGAGUGACGACGUUAAGCAAUGGUACAGCAUGUACUGCUCCAGUUGCCAGGCCGAACGGUCGCUUUUCGAAGAUGACCAUGCUUUUGGUGUUCUUUAGAACACCUCAACCCGCACCCCGGUCAGUGGCCGGUUGUGCUUGUACCGUGCAUACUUCCCCCCUUCCCCAUAUUUUGUGCUCUCAUUUUUCCCUUUGAAAGCUGAAACGAUACCCGCCCUGCAGCGAAGCGAAUCUGUCUGUCAUAUCCAAUGUAUCUUUCUUCUCGAGGAGAGAGAAGUCCGGUUGUUAUCUCUGUUGU
Messenger RNA from Aspergillus homomorphus CBS 101889, 4529 nucleotides. RefSeq names its product putative transcription factor SipA3. Gene Ontology annotation, cellular component: cytoplasm; plasma membrane; endoplasmic reticulum. Lineage: Eukaryota; Fungi; Ascomycota; Eurotiomycetes; Eurotiales; Aspergillaceae. The transcript is spliced from 6 exons. Gene Ontology annotation, molecular function: protein binding. The coding region runs from base 158 to 4330 and encodes 1390 amino acids. The record is from RefSeq and is a predicted model, not a curated record.